AUGGAAUUUUACCAGGGCGGGAGAAUGGGCCACACCCGGGAGGCAUGGGCCCGGCCCAACCACACAACAACGGUCGUCACCCACACACAUAUGAGCAGUUUCGAAUCCGGACGGCGCGGCUCCAAAGUCCAAACAACACAACCCCAAAACAAAUCUCAAAUCCAAAUCCGAAUCCACGCCGCGCGACGGAAUCCCCUUCCUCCUCCUCUCGCAGCGGACCCGACCCGACCCAACCCCAUGGAAGGUGGCGACGCGGCGAGCGACGACCCCAUGGACUUCACCUGGACCGCCGGCUGGGAGGCGGCCUGCGACGCCGCCAGCCCCGACCCCGACGCCGCGCCCGCCCCCGCCCCGGCCAACCCGCCGCCGGAGCCGCAGGCGGCGGAGGCGGAGCCCAUGAUCCUCGUCUCCGGCCCGCGCGUCGCCGUCUCCGGGCUCAGGCAGGCCGACUGCCGCGCAGGUGAAUGCGUCCUGUUCGUCAACGCCGGCGGCUGCGCCAUCCAAGGCGACGACCCCUCUGCAAACUUGUUUUCCAGCGACUCUUUCUUUCAAGGAGGGGAGUCGAUAGAGACAUCCGAGAGCAUAGUUGAAGGCGGCGACUAUCCCUCGCUCUACAGCUCGGCACGCUACGGCGAUUUCAGCUACAGAUUCGACGGCCUUGCCCCUGGAGACUAUUACCUGGAUCUGCAUUUCGCGGAGAUAGUGCACACUGCCGGGCCAACAGGAAUCAGAUCUUUUGAUGUCCUCGUGCAACAAGACAUGAUUUUGUCUGGACUUGAUGUGUUCAAGGUGGUCGGAGGUAACAGGCCCCUUCAGGUGCUUGACGUCAGGGCUUUUGUUGGGAGCAAUGGUGCUAUCACCAUCGACUUCAAGGGAGUAAGAGGAAACCCCAUGGUUUGUGGCAUCUGCAUUCGCAAAGCCCCAGCAACACCAGCGGCAAAGUUUGGUACCCGUGGGAGUGGCUUAUGCAAAAAAUGCUUAACUGAUGUUGAGAUUUCUUCACCUAUUCAGAAAAGGACAGCUAAACUGAUCUCAAAGUACGAGAAACAGAUUGAGGAGCUAACCAGCCAGUGCAACAUCAAGUCUGACGAGUGCUCCAUGGCGUGGUCUUUAGUAGAAUCUACCAAUCAAGAACUUGACAAGCUUAAGAUGGAGCUUCACCAAAAGCUUGUGCAAACUGAUAAUUUUGAACAAGUCCUUGACACGCAAACAGACCAACUAAGAAAAGUUUCUCAGAGCUACGAAAAUGACAAGAAACUAUGGGCUGCUGCCAUAUCUAACUUGGAGAGCAAAAUCAAGGCCAUGAAACAAGAGCAAGCACUGUUAUCUCUUGAAGCACACGACUGUGCGCACGCGAUUCCUGAUUUGAGUAAGAUGAUUGAAGCUGUUCGAGCCUUAGUUGCACAGUGUGACGAUCUGAAAAUGAAGUACCAUGAGGAGAUGGCCAAGAGAAAGAAACUUCAUAAUAUUGUCCAGGAGACAAAAGGAAACAUUAGAGUUUUCUGUAGAUGCCGCCCCUUGAGCAAAGAUGAGACAUCGUCAGGGUACAAAUGUGUAGUGGAUUUUGAUGGAGCAAAUGAUGGAGACAUUGGGAUUAUGAAUGGAGGAACAGCAAAAAAGACAUUCAAGUUUGACAGAGUCUACACACCAAAAGAUGACCAAGCUGAGGUUUACGCCGAUGCAUCUCCACUAGUCACGUCAGUGCUAGAUGGAUACAAUGUAUGCAUCUUUGCAUACGGUCAAACGGGAACCGGGAAGACCUUCACCAUGGAAGGGACUGAAAGGAACAGAGGAGUAAACUAUAGAACUCUGGAGGAGUUGUUCAAGAUUGCUGAGGAGAGAAAAGACACUGUCACGUACAACAUAUCAGUUAGUGUGCUUGAGGUGUACAAUGAACAAAUCAGAGACCUCCUUGCAACAUCCCCUUCAUCUAAGAAGUUGGAGAUCAAACAAGCAGGUGAAGGAUCCCAUCAUGUGCCCGGCAUAGUUGAGGCCAAAGUUGAGGACAUAAAUGAAGUUUGGGAUGUCUUACAAACUGGAAGCAAUUCGAGGGCUGUAGGGUCAAACAAUGUGAAUGAACACAGCAGUCGCUCACACUGCAUGCUUUGUAUCAUGGUUAGAGCAAAGAACCUGAUAAAUGGGGACUGUACAAGAAGUAAGCUCUGGUUGGUAGAUCUUGCUGGAAGCGAGCGGUUAGCCAAGACAGACGCGCAAGGUGAUCGGCUCAAGGAAGCACAGAAUAUCAACAGGUCGCUUUCUGCUUUAGGCGACGUCAUUUCUGCUCUUGCUUCCAGAAGCAGCCACAUUCCUUACAGGAAUUCCAAAUUGACGCACUUGCUCCAAGACUCUUUAGGAGGCGAUUCGAAAGCCCUAAUGUUUGUGCAAAUUAGCCCAUCCGACAACGACGCGUCGGAAACCUUGAGUUCGUUGAACUUUGCUAGCCGUGUUCGUGGUAUAGAACUGGGCCCAGCAAGGAAGCAGGUCGACACAGCCGAGCUUCAAAAGGUCAAACAGAUGCUUGAAAGGUCUAAGCAGGAAGCCAAGCUUAAGGAGGAAUCUUUGAGAAAGCUGGAAGAGAACUGUCAAAAUUUAGAGAGUAAAGCCAAGGGAAAAGAGCAGCUUUACAAAAACUUGCAAGACAAGGUGAAGGAGCUUGAAAGCCAACUAGACUCUAAGAUGCAUUCUCAAAUUACGUCGGAAAAGCAGCAGAGUCAGCUUUCUGGAAAACUUACGGAGAAGGAAGAAGCAUGUACUGCGCUACAGCACAAGAUAGUGGAGUUGGAGCGUAAGCUUGGACAGCAGCACCAGUCAGACUCUGAGGUCGCAGCUCUCAAGCAAACGAUUGAGGAGCUGGAACAGCAAAGAUCAGCUGCAGAAUCAAAGGCAAUGGAAAUGGGGCAAGAACUCUUGGAAGCACAGAAAACAGAGUCAAUGCUCCAGAGCAAGCUGCUCGACCUCGAGAAGAAGCUGCAGGAGAUGACAAAACUCCAAGGCGCAAGCACGAUGGCUGACACAAAGCCUCAAGACACUGGUAGCACGACGAUGCCUGACACAAAGCCUCAAGACACUGGUAGCACGACGGUGCCUGAACCCUCGAACAAUAAUCCAAUCACAAGGGUUCUUCCUGCGACCCCUGUGGAGACAGGCGUGGCGCCGGCUUGUUGCGCGAGGGAGGAGGCGAUGAGCGAGAAGGCGCAGCAGCAGCACCGCCGCAUCCUGAGGAGCUCCGACUCGGCCAACAAGCGGGUCCCGAGCUCCCUGUUCGCCCCGGAGGCGGCUGUCGUGAACGAGAGGAAGAGGAAAGGGGAUGACAGCCACCCUCCUGGCGGUGCCGGUGGCAGGCAGAACGCCGGGCGGAAGAGGAGCAGCAUGCAGGGUGAGGUGGAGAACCACGUCCCUGGUGCGGCCGCGGUGGCGAGGAAGAGGAGCCUGCAGGGCGGCGAGGUGAGGUCGAAGAGGGCGUCGAUCCCGGCGCGGCCUUCGACGGCGACGGCGGCAAGCGCUGCUGCUGCUGCUGCGCAGAGGGUGGUGGUGGCUCCUGGUUCCAGGGUGACGAGGCAGCAGCAGCAGGCGGCGGUGGGGAGCAGCAACAAGACCAAGGGGUGGGUGAGGUGA
Molecule: messenger RNA, 3615 nt
Organism: Triticum turgidum subsp. durum (durum wheat)
Lineage: Eukaryota; Viridiplantae; Streptophyta; Magnoliopsida; Poales; Poaceae
Source: the annotation of a GenBank genome assembly